This is a messenger RNA of Candida albicans SC5314, 576 nucleotides long. RefSeq names its product Rct1p (gene RCT1). Bases 1 to 576 code for a protein of 191 amino acids. The record is from RefSeq and is a predicted model, not a curated record. The transcript has a single exon. NCBI's taxonomy places the organism in Eukaryota, Fungi, Ascomycota, Pichiomycetes, Serinales, Debaryomycetaceae. Gene Ontology annotation, cellular component: outer membrane.
AUGUCAGCUAACGAUUUUUAUUCAUCUGGUGAUCAAUCCAAUUAUGAUCCAAAAAGAUCCUCGAAUCAAGGAUCAUCAUCAUCAAAUGAUGAACAACAAGACAGAGGGUUAUUAUCUACUGUCGCCGGUGGUGUUGCUGGUGGUUAUGGUGGUCACAAAUUAGGUGAAAAGGCACAACAUGGUACUUUGGGUACUGUAUUAGGUGCCAUUGGGGGUGCCAUUGGUGCCAAUAAACUAGAAGAUGCUUAUGAAGACCGUAAAGAACAUAAAAAACACGAGCAACAAUAUGGUGGUAGUGGUAAACACGAAGGCGGAAGACAUGAAGGUGGUUUUGGUGGUGGUAGACCAGAUGAUCGUUAUGAAGGCGAUAGAAGAAAUGAUAAUUACGGUGGUGGUUACAAUGAUAGAAGAGAUGACGGUUAUGGUGGUGGUUACGGUGGUGGCAGACCAGACGAUAGAAGACACGAAGGUGGUUUCGGCGGUGGCAGACCAGAUGACCGUUUUGGUGGCGGUAGACCAGAUGACCGUUUUGGAGGUGACAGAAGAGAUGAUAGAAGAGAUGACCGUAGAUGGUAA